Cyphomyrmex costatus is the source of this 1502-nucleotide messenger RNA. Its product is annotated as type 1 phosphatidylinositol 4,5-bisphosphate 4-phosphatase. Gene Ontology annotation, molecular function: phosphatidylinositol-4,5-bisphosphate 4-phosphatase activity. The coding region runs from base 177 to 941 and encodes 254 amino acids. The transcript is spliced from 6 exons. Gene Ontology annotation, biological process: phosphatidylinositol dephosphorylation. NCBI's taxonomy places the organism in Eukaryota, Metazoa, Arthropoda, Insecta, Hymenoptera, Formicidae. The record is from RefSeq and is a predicted model, not a curated record. Gene Ontology annotation, cellular component: plasma membrane; phagocytic vesicle membrane; late endosome membrane.
GAGGACCGCAAUCUCUCUUCUGUAUUUACGUGACGUCGUGGACGAUACGGGGAAGUGGGGGGAAUUCGUAUUUUGUCAUCCUUGUCAUCGAUGCACCGGGAGCUGUUCUGUCAAACAAUAGAAGCGAAUCGUGUCCGUCGUGCCGUGGUAGUGAGUUGGUCCCAUCGUCGUUCGGCAUGGGAGACGGCAAGGAGGGCGAGCGGCAGCCGCUGCUGAAGAAUGAAAACGUCACGUACAGCUCGCACAGCAACGAUGCGAUCGGCGACGAAACACAGUCCAACGUGCACACCGUCUCCACGAUCGGCCCGGAUGAGCUGCCACCGCCGUAUCAGUCCGCCAUCCAGGGUGGCAUGCCAAUGGUCACUUGCAGAGUUUGUCAAGCGAUGAUAGAUAUUUCCGGAAAGAGGGAUCAGCACGUCGUUAAGUGCUGUCAAUGUAACGAGGCUACACCCAUACGAAAUGCUCCACCUGGAAAGAAGUAUGUACGAUGUCCGUGCAAUUGUCUGCUCAUAUGUAAGAGUUCUUCGCAGCGUAUUGCCUGUCCCAGGCCAAAUUGUAAACGUAUUAUCAAUCUUGCUCCAAGCCCUAUUACACCUCCAGUUCUGUCCAUGCCAGGCAUGUGCAGGGUAGGCUGUGCCCAUUGCCAUGACACAUUCUUGUUUAAUACAUUAAAUAACGCUUUGGCUCGAUGUCCACAUUGCCGUAAGAUAUCUUCCGUUGGUCCAGACUUUGCUAGAGGAAGAGGAAUUGUAUUCAUUAUCGUUGGGAUUAUAGCCUUAAUAAUUGCUAUAGCUGUAACAGUUGGAACCUAUAAAUAUGUAAAAACAAAUGGUGGAAUUUAUGUAGCUUAUGUUGGUGCAUUUCUAUUGGCGCUUUUAUGUUUGGGUCGCAGCAUUUAUUACUGUACGAUGAAGAUCAGUUUGAUAGAGGGUCCUAUGUAGUCUCCCAAACAACACACAAUGAACAAUCAACACAAAAUCAAUUCCGCUGAGAUGAAUGUCAUGUAACCUAUUUAGAACAAAUGUAUAGUAAUGUGACAUUUCAAAUCCUUUUAAGGCAAGAGCGAUAUAUAUAUAUGGCCAUAUGAUGUGCGUAUGCAGUUCUGUAUUGUUUAUGUUAAUGCGUGUAUACAUUCUUAUAUAUAAUACGCAUACACAUACGAACAUGUUUCGUGAUCAAGAAGAAGGCAAUUGUUUACAAUGCUUUCUUCAGGUAAAAUAAUGAUCGUAGGAAAUCUUUCUCGAAAGCCUGUAUUUUAUGAAGAAUUGUUCUUAUGCACUUUUAUAUAUACAAGCAUAGGAUCAAUGGCUAUGGGCUUCGAGUUUUAUUUUCAACUUACUGACUAGAGAAUAUGCUCUAAAUAUAUAUAUAUAUACAUACAUGCUUUCUAUAUACAUGCGUAUCGAGUGCACAUAGAUAGAAUCAAAGUGCAAAUGUGCUCAUACUAUUCCAAACGUACGUAUAAAGUAAGUUUUAAAAACUCAUAUAUAUAUAUGAGUCUG